GAUCGCUUAGAUGCAUAUUCAUACCCAGCAACCAGUAGGGGAACAUAACUAGUACUGUUUCUUUUUAAUUGAGCGCCCAUUUCUCUUGAAAGUUGAAACCGAUAUGGCUACUGGUUUUGGUAAGAGAAGGGUGGCAACAGUGCUAAGCAUUGAUGGAGGUGGCAUUAGAGGCAUAAUUCCGGGUUCCCUUCUUGCCUUUCUUGAAUCCAAACUUCAGGAGCUGGACGGGUCACAGGCAAGGAUUGCAGAUUAUUUUGACAUCAUUGCUGGGACGAGCACUGGUGGACUAGUAGCCACCAUGCUUGCAGCUCCUAAUAAGGAAAACAGACCCAUGUAUGCAGCAAAGGACAUCAAUGACUUCUAUUUAGAGCACAGCCCCAAGAUUUUUCCUCAGAAAAGUAACCUGUUAGGUCCGCUGUCAGUUUUCUUUGGUGGGCCAAAGUAUGAUGGGAAGUAUCUGAGGUCGUUGACGAACAACUUGCUACGAGACUUGACUAUCACACAGACCCUCACAAAUGUUAUUUUGCCUACUUUUGACAUGAAGCUCCUUCAACCAGUGAUCUUCUCCACCAUUGAAGGAAAGACAAAUGCUUUGAAAAAUGCUAGGCUAGCAGACAUUUGUGUGGCCACCUCUGCAGCUCCAACAUACUUGCCAGCACACUUCUUCACGACCAAGGAUCCCAAUGGAACUUCCACUCGCAAUUUCGACCUGGUUGAUGGUGCGAUUGCCGCAAAUAAUCCUGCAUUAUUGGCCGUAUCUGAGAUCCGCAACCAGAUCAGGAUGCAUACAAGUGAAUUUCCUGGUGUGAACCCCACAGAGAAAAAGGGUAUGCUAGUCUUAUCGCUAGGAACUGGAGAAGCCAAGUAUGAAGAGAAAUAUAAUGCACCCACAGCCGCUAAUUGGAGCAUGAUCAAUUGGCUUUAUAACAGUGGCAAAACACCAAUUAUAGACAUGUUUAGCAGUGCAAGCUCUGAUAUGGUUGACUAUCAUAUCUCCACCCUCUUCCAGUCUCUGGACUCAAAGGAAUAUUACCUACGUAUUCAGGAUGACAAAUUGAGCGGGGAUGCAGCGUCUGUUGACAUUGCAACUACCCAGAACUUGCAAAGGCUUAAAGAGAUUGGAGCUGAACUCCUAAAGAAGACAGAGUCAAGAGUGAAUUUGGAUACUGGCAAGUAUGAAGAAAUUGAAGGAGGACGCACGAACGAAGCAGCUCUUGCCAAGUUCGCUCAGUUUCUCUCAGAUGAAAAAAAGUACCGGCAAACCAAUUAAUGGUGUUCACUUCCUACGUAGUUGGAAUACAGGAUUUGUGCACUUGAAAAAA
This is a messenger RNA of Populus euphratica (Euphrates poplar), 1322 nucleotides long. Its product is annotated as patatin-like protein 2. The coding region runs from base 104 to 1270 and encodes 388 amino acids. Gene Ontology annotation, biological process: lipid metabolic process. Gene Ontology annotation, molecular function: glycerophospholipase activity; monoacylglycerol lipase activity. NCBI's taxonomy places the organism in Eukaryota, Viridiplantae, Streptophyta, Magnoliopsida, Malpighiales, Salicaceae. The transcript has 6 exons. The record is from RefSeq and is a predicted model, not a curated record.